Messenger RNA from Mangifera indica (mango), 2392 nucleotides. Its product is annotated as cationic amino acid transporter 2, vacuolar-like. Gene Ontology annotation, cellular component: membrane. The transcript is spliced from 14 exons. Gene Ontology annotation, biological process: amino acid transport; transmembrane transport. Gene Ontology annotation, molecular function: amino acid transmembrane transporter activity. The record is from RefSeq and is a predicted model, not a curated record. NCBI's taxonomy places the organism in Eukaryota, Viridiplantae, Streptophyta, Magnoliopsida, Sapindales, Anacardiaceae. The coding region runs from base 234 to 2174 and encodes 646 amino acids.
UUUCAUUUCACUUCGUUUCCUUUCUUUACUGGGUUGAAACAAAUACCAGAUAAGAAAGGAAACAAGAAAUUUUUCCUUGUCCCUGCAAAAUUCAGCAGUCGGUCCCCAUUCUGUACAGAGACCCGGGGCAGGUUUAGAAGUUUAGGAUUGUUGUUAGACUAUAAGUACCCAUCUUUUGAUAUUUGUUGUUGUUGUUGUUGUUCAGAGUAAGGUGCACUUUUGUUGCCUCUUCUAUGGGUGUUCUUGCUGAUUCUCAGUUAGGUGGUGGUGGUGGUGGUGGUGGGUAUGGUUCAUGGGGUGGUUGUUUCCGUGGUUUGACGAGGAGAAAACAAGUGGAUUCUAUGCAUGCUAAGUCUGGAAAACACCAUCAGUUGGCUAAGGAUUUGAGUGUUCUUCACCUUAUUGCUGUUGGUGUUGGCUCUACAAUUGGAGCCGGAGUGUAUAUUUUAGUUGGAACGGUGGCUAGAGAGCAUUCAGGACCAGCUCUCACCCUUUCAUUUCUAAUAGCUGGAAUAGCUGCAGCAUUGUCAGCCUUUUGUUAUGCAGAGCUUGCAAGUCGUUGCCCGUCUGCUGGGAGUGCCUAUCACUAUUCAUAUAUAUGUAUCGGGGAAGGUAUUGCAUGGUUGAUUGGUUGGUCUCUGAUUCUUGAGUAUACGAUUGGUGGUGCUGCUGUUGCUCGUGGCAUAUCUCCAAAUCUGGCAUUGCUUUUUGGAGGUGGAGAUAGUCUACCGGCUUUUCUGGAUCGCCAUUAUAUUCCUGGGCUUGAUAUUGUUGUUGACCCUUGUGCUGCAAUUCUAGUAUUUAUUGUCACUGGCCUUUUGUGUGUAGGAAUCAAGGAGAGCACAGUUGCACAAGGAAUUGUCACUACUGCCAAUGUAUGUGCCAUGCUUUUUGUCACAAUAGCCGGUAGUUAUCUGGGAUGCAAGACUGGAUGGGCUGGAUAUGAACUUCGUACUGGAUAUUUUCCCUUUGGAGUCAAUGGGAUGCUUGCUGGGUCUGCAACUGUCUUCUUUGCAUACAUUGGUUUUGAUACAGUUGCCAGUACAGCUGAGGAGGUAAAGAAUCCUCAAAGAGAUUUGCCAUUGGGCAUUGGAGCAGCAGUGUCUAUUUGUUGUGCAUUGUAUAUGCUGGUCUCCGGUGUUAUUGUUGGUCUGGUACCUUAUUAUGCAAUGGACCCUGACACUCCCAUCUCCUCUGCAUUUACCUACCAUGGGAUGCAAUGGGCAGCGUAUAUAAUAACAGUUGGAGCUUUUACUGCACUCUGCUCAACACUAUUGGGUUCACUUCUUCCUCAGCCACGGAUUUUGAUGUCAAUGGCAAGAGAUGGAUUGCUGCCAUUAUUCUUUUCAGAUGUUAAUGAACACACUCAGGUUCCAGUCAAGAGUACUAUUGUGACUGGUAUUGUUGCUUCAACUUUGGCAUUCUUUAUGGAGGUUUCUCAGUUGGCAGGAAUGGUUAGUGUGGGUACACUUCUUGCCUUUACUAUGGUGGCAAUAUCUGUAUUGAUUCUCAGAUAUGUCCCACCAGAUGAGGUGCCACUUCCUUCAUCACUCCAGGAAUCCAUUGAUUCUGUCUCAUUGCUAUAUGGUCAGAGUUCUGCAUAUAGUAAUGAGAGUAACCUUUAUGUUAACAUUGGCAAUUCCAGCGUUAGUGGACCUUUACUGUGCAAAAAGGUUGCACCUGUUGGUUAUCCUAUUAUUAAGCAAGUUCAAGAUAUAUUCAGUGGAAAGAACCGGAGAAAAAUUGCUGGCUGGACUAUAAUGUUCACCUGCGUUGGGGUGUUUCUUCUUACCUACUCAGCUUCAGAUUUGAGCCUUCCUAGGAUCCUUCGGUUCUCAUUGUGUGGAGUCGGUGGUGCUCUUCUUAUGUCUGGUCUGGUUGUGCUAACUUUUAUAGGCCAAGAUGAGGGAAGACAUAGCUUUGGGCACACUGGAGGUUUCUUAUGCCCAUUUGUUCCACUCCUACCCAUUGCCUGCAUUCUCAUCAAUGUCUACUUACUGAUUAAUCUUGGUGCUGCAACCUGGGCUCGUGUUUCAGUCUGGCUUAUCAUCGGAGUAUUGGUUUAUGCAUUCUACGGACGCACUCACAGCUCACUGCUAGAUGCAGUCUAUGUUCCUGCUGCUCAUGUUGAUGAAAUUUAUCGCACUUCUGGUUCUGAAAAUUCUGUGGCUUAGUCUGUUAAAAUUGCUAUCAUCCUGGCAAGCUGCUUCUGCAGUUAGUUUUACGGAAGAUACUCUUUGUUGUAAGCUUGAAAUUUCCCCUUGGGGAAUGCAUGAUAUCUUUUAACUUGAAUUCGAUCUCAAGUUUGUAUAGAAUCUAUUGUUGUUGAUAUUUGUAUGGGGCUUGGAGAAAUAGUGUAAAAAUAAUUUGCAAAUUUAAAAUGUUUGAUAGA